This is a messenger RNA of Coniophora puteana RWD-64-598 SS2, 734 nucleotides long. RefSeq lists its product as uncharacterized. NCBI's taxonomy places the organism in Eukaryota, Fungi, Basidiomycota, Agaricomycetes, Boletales, Coniophoraceae. The coding region runs from base 75 to 734 and encodes 219 amino acids. The record is from RefSeq and is a predicted model, not a curated record. The transcript is spliced from 2 exons.
GCCAGGCUAACGCAAGGCUAACGCAAGGCUAACGCAAGGCUAACGUGCCUUCAACGUCCACGAAACCAUAUGAAAUGAUGUCGACGCGCAAACCGAGAGUCAUGCGCAACCGCUAUGAGCAGCACAUGUAUGAUACCUUUGGGGAUGGACCCGAAUAUGAGCAGUUCUAUGUCUCCGACGAACACUUGAACGGACUCUUUCGAGACCUUGGCAUUCCAGAAUCAGAAUUCGCGAAGUACAGACGUGACUAUGAUGCACGAAUGGAGAAGCAGUUGGAUAUGAAUGGUGGAAAGAUUGAUUGCCAGGGCAGGAAACCGCGACCAGACGAGGACCCUACUAUAGAACAUGUCCACGUUGUCCAUAUUCCCGGCAAUGACAGCCUUGUUAUCAGGCUAUGGGAUGGCGGUCUCGAGGACGACGGCGAGUUCUGUUUGGAUAUCUACGACAUGAGCACGAAAAUAUCCAUCAACUCGUCCGAACUUGGGUUCUCCUUUAACGUUGCCCCUAAGCCAGGAACGCUCUCAGUUCUGUGUGGCGGAAGGCUUCGAAGCUGGGAAGACAACGCCGGGUAUACGCCGGAGCGGAUACUACCGGGAGAGGAGCGCUUUAGUGCGCUUGAAGGUGCCUACCUUGCACUCCGCCAGCCUAACUCAGACCUUUUCUGGUUCAAAGUCCCUAUGAGGAAUCGUCCACCUGCUGGUGUCACUCGAGCUGUAUCACCUAUUCCUUUAUGA